Scatophagus argus is the source of this 4527-nucleotide messenger RNA. It is a transcript of the gene crbn, whose product is annotated as cereblon. The coding region runs from base 82 to 1428 and encodes 448 amino acids. NCBI's taxonomy places the organism in Eukaryota, Metazoa, Chordata, Actinopteri, Scatophagidae. The record is from RefSeq and is a predicted model, not a curated record. Gene Ontology annotation, biological process: protein ubiquitination. The transcript is spliced from 11 exons. Gene Ontology annotation, cellular component: Cul4A-RING E3 ubiquitin ligase complex.
GGGCGCUCGGGAUCCAUCUUGACGCUGCACACUAAAGACGCCGUAGAAGAAGAGCUAGUAGACUAUUGUAAACACAAGGAUAUGGCUGACGAGAGGGGUGGAGGAGAAGACAACAUUAACGAGAACAUGGGAAACCAGUUACAGCUUUUACCAGACAAUGAGGAAGAGGAGGAGGAAGAUGACAUGGAGACUGAAGACAGAGACAGUGAGGAUGCAGAGAAGCCCAAUAUCAUCACCUUUGACCCCAGUCUUCCCACAUCACAUGCUUACCUGGGCUCAGACAUGGAGGAGUUUCACGGCCGUACAGUUCACGACGACGACAGUUGUCAGACCAUCCCUGUGCUGCCACACACGGCUGUGAUGCUGGUGCCGGGCCAGACGCUGCCUCUGCAGCUCUUCAGGCCGCAGGAGGUCAGCAUGAUGCGGAGCGUCAUCCAGAGAGACCGCACCUUCGCUGUGCUCGCCCACAGUGAUGCAGGUGACCCGGAGGCAGAGUUUGGAACAACAGCUGAAAUCUAUGCAUACCGAGAGGAGCAGGAAUAUGGCAUCGAAACUGUUAAAGUGAAAGCUGUGGGGAGGCAGAGAUUCAAGGUCCAUGAGAUAAGAACUCAAGCAGAUGGGAUCAGACAAGCCAAAGUACAGAUCCUUCCAGAACGAAUCCUCCCAGAUCCCCUCUCUGCCGUGCAGCUCGCUCCCCUCUCCAGACUCCACAUGCAGCCCUCCUCCAAAGCCCCGACUCAGAGCUGCAAGCAGGCCCAGUGCUUCUGGAGCAACUACCAGCAGAGGAAGUUUCACUGUGCCAGUCUGACACCAUGGCCACCCUGGGUCUACGCACUCUACGACUCUGAGUCGCUCAUGAACAGAGUGAAGAAACAGCUCCAUGAAUGGGACGAGAAUCUGAAGGACGACUCUCUCCCUACAAACGCCGUAGAUUUCUCCUACAGAGUGGCUGCCUGUCUGCCCAUAGACGACGCUCUGCGGCUCCAGCUGCUGAAGAUCGGCAGUGCCAUCCAGAGACUGCGCUGUGAGCUGGACAUCAUGGACCGGUGCACAUCACUGUGCUGUAAGCAGUGCCAGGACACAGAAAUCACCACCAAAAAUGAGAUCUUCAGUCUGUCUUUGUACGGCCCAAUGGCUGCAUAUGUCAACCCUCAUGGCUACGUCCAUGAAACUCUGACGGUCUACAAAGCCAACAACCUCAACCUGGUCGGCAGGCCAUCCACACUGCACAGCUGGUUUCCAGGGUACGCCUGGACAAUUGCUCAGUGCCGAAUCUGCGGGUCUCACAUGGGUUGGAAGUUCACAGCCACCAAGAAGGACUUGUCUCCACCUCGUUUCUGGGGUCUUACCCGUUCAGCCAUGCUCCCCCGUAUCCCUCAGGGCGAGGGAGAGGAGGGUAGAGAGAGCUCACGUCUCUUCUGCCUGUGAUGCCGGACCAUCAUUUCCUGUCAAAAAAAAAACAAAAACAAAGAAAAAAAAAAAACCCCUCCAAACCUCUCAAAUCUGGAUCUUUAGGCAGUCUCUGGCUGCGAUUACUUUUAGUAAUCAGUGCGUCACACUCCACCUGUCACCCCUGCCGGCAAAUAAUCCAUCACAUUAGUGGAAAGGUCAUUGGAAUGGCCCCUAAGAGCAAAACAGAACUGGGUGUUGGAUGAAGACUGAAAUGUGGAGACAGCAGUGAGUCAACUCAGUAUGUUGUGAUAAACUGAGAAAGAAAUAGAGAAUAACAGAGUGAACAUGUUGGCCCCAUGACGCGUGCUAACGUCCGAGCAUGCAGCUCCCUGAUGUGCACCCUUGUCCUGCUGAUUUCUUGGUAGCCGCAGACACACACAAACACAAAAGCUUACGCAUAAUUAAACUUAAGCUCUUUUCCUCUGUACGAUUUAAAGUGUGACUGCAUGCAGUUGAGAUAGAGACAUCGCUGGCAAGCAGUUAAUCUUUGAUCUGUUUUGAAACCAGCCAAUGUAAAUUCACCGAGCGUUCAGAUUAUUUGUGGCUUUCUCAGAUAUGUUUUCUGAUGUAAUUUCAGCUGCCGUAGGUCAGUGGAGAAAACUGUAGGGAUGGAAGUGCACUCACGUUCUGUUUGUGUAGAUCUGUCACCGCUGAGGGAUAUUUUGAAUCUUGGAGUUAAAUAAGAUGUAUUUUUGUAUGCAAGAAUGUUGGAAUGAUGGACUCAUCCAUGUGUGGAGACGUUAUGGUAUUUAUUUUCACACCAGUUUUUCGUGGAAUAAAAAAAAAAACUGAGGUGACAAUAAGGAUAAAGUGUAAAAUUUUGUAUUGUACAAAGGUUCAUUGUCCUGACAGAUAAUGUGCUUCAGGAAACAAGCGUUGUCUCUGGUUAUCCAAGUGGAAAUUAGAAAUGUCUUGAUGCUUUUGGUCUUUAUUUUAUUUUAUUUUAUUUUUUUUUUAAGGUCACAGUUGAUCAGCACAGAAAGCAAGGGGAGUAUUUACCUUUUUUCAUUUGGUUUGUUUAUGUUCUGUGGCAUUUUAAAAUGGUGUGCCUACACCCCAGUUCGGUGUCUUUUGAUAAGUUUGAUGAAUCUGUGAACCACAGACGUGAAUGGACAACUAAAUGGAAAAGUGAUGAUGAGAUUUACGUUUGAUUGUUUAAGUUUUUUAGAACUGUGGGGUUUUUUUUGUAGGCUCAGUUUUCAGGAUUUUACUUAUUGCUAUUUUGUCGCAAGAUGCUAGCUGAUGUUUGUAUAAAUGUAACUGUAAAUAAGAGGCAGUUAUAGCAUUUGCUGUGUAAUAUAACUGGUGAGUCAAACUCUUAUUCAUCAUAUCUCUUCCUGUCACAGAGAAUUGUUAGGAAAGAAUCUCUUCAUCAGUAAGAAAAAAUUUUGAUCACAAUAAGAAACCUUCUAGACUGUAAGGAUUUUGGUGUGUCUAAUUUAAUGUUUUUUUUAGCUUUUCUUAAAGGAAUACUUCAAUAUUUUGGGAAACACUCUUUUUUUUAAGAUACCACCAGUAGAUUGUUAGCUUAGCUUAGUUUAGCUUAGUUUGGCUUAGCGUAAAGGCGGGAAACAACUAGCCUGGGUCUGUCCAAUGGUAACAAAAUCUGCUUAACAGACCACACCUCAAAGUACAAAAGUGUACACAUCACAUCAUGUUUGUUUAUAUACCUCGCUAUUUCCUGAAAAUGGAAACUCAGUUACAAUACAGCUGCCAGUUUUUCCACUUUUUGUUAGACACAUUAAACAAGCGAGAUAUAACCCGUUAACUAGUGAACUUCAGAGGUGCUUGGCAGAUAUUUUUUUUUUUUUUGCAGAGCCAAUCUAACUGUUUCUCCCUCUUUUUGCACUAUCCUAAGCUAAGCUAAGCUAACAGACUGCUGGAUGUACCUAUUUACCCUGAGGUGUCAUAUAUACAAUUGCGCGUGAGAAAAUGAGUUUGCUUGGAAUGAAUCAUUUUCAUUUAUUAUCACAUUCUUGUCUUCCUUUAAAAGAGGACUCUAUUGAUUUAGCACUCCUUUAACGUUGUCUGGCUCACAAGUCUGAAAAUCGAUGUACCACACAUUCUUCUUCCUUGUCAAAACCAGUAGCCUACAUUAACCACAAGGCAAUUCAACCGCUACCCAGUGUGUUAUGCUAGUAGUGGCUAUUGUAGCCUCGAGCUGCUAGCCUCCACCAGAGAUGCGGAGUGGGCUGCACAUAAGCAGUAGUACUCCCCGAGAUCUGUAAACUGACUUUGAUGUGAAGCUUUGAAAAUCUGAGCUUAUUCUGAAAUGUGUCUCUUUUUUAAAUUACAUUCACAUUUUAAAUCUUUUAUACAUAUACUGUCAUAUCAUCGAAUCACUUCGUUUCAGCAAAGAGGGAUUUUCAUCGUGAGAAAUACGCGUAAAAUCUACAACAAAUUUGAGUAUAUUCUCUCAAUAAAUUGGAUGCUUCACUGAAGAGAUCACUGGCUUGUUUCCACAGAAGGUCUUUGUUUGUUUUUCCAUGAGAUUCAGUGUACCACAGAGUAAAAUAGACAUGUAGAUAUCCCAUGACUCUUCUGAUGUACAAGUUUCAGCAGGACACUCGAGGCAGGGAGUGCAUUCAGAGGCAUCACUUUGAUUUGGUGUGUGAGUGUAUGUGUCUGAGGCUAGAGAUGUGAGGUGAUAGUCUGAGCUUCAAUAAACAGGUUAAAAAAAAAAAAAAUACAAAAAAAAUGUUGUCUUCCCAGAAUUUGUAUCUUCACAUCUGCAGACAAAUCAACAUGUGCCUUCAUUGUGUUUGUGUGCUUUCAUGUGUCUGAAUAUAAUGAGUGUGCGCUCUAUUAAGCUUUCAUGCAGGUACACGUGGGCAGAGAUCAUCUGUAUGCUAGCACGGUGAAAGUCUAAGAGUCUCUGAGUGGGAGGGGAGUCUUGUCGACCACGUGGAGAACAUUUGAAGUGAUGAUGUUUACAAGGUUGAGGACAUACAACAUGUGACUUGCUCAUAUCUCACCACUUCAAUUUCGUAUCUAAAAAGUACUGCUGACUUGUUUUGUGGCUUUAGCAGUCAUUGUGUCUCUCUGCUUCUCCAGUAAAGUUUUUCGCUUUAUGAA